ACAAGAUUUAAACAUUACAAACAAACAUCUAACGUGUUUGCGUCGCCACAUCAACAACAUCGCAUAGGUUGUGUACUCUACUUGUUUUCUUAUCAAAAUGCCACCUUUAGAAGACACGGGAAACACCGAAAAGAAAACAAUCAUAUUUAACGCGUCGCGCAAUGAGCUCUUCAAGCUGAACGAGAACUACAAGACGUUCCAUCGCAAAGUGAAAAUCUUCUGGAAGCUGACGGUGAACAAGGAAGAAAUAUCGUCGCAGUUAUUAAAGAAUUGCUCACUGCUAAUAUUGCCGGGGCCGCAAGGGCAAUUCGAGGAGAGCGAAAUUAAUGCGAUGCGCGGUUAUUUGCGCGAGGGCGGGCGGAUGUUGGUACUUCUUGCUGAGAGCAGUCAGGACGACACCGGUAACAUCAACAUCCUUCUGGAAGAAUACGGCAUCUACGUGAAUAUGGAUUCACUAAUUCGCACGCACUACUACAAGUAUUUCCAUCCGAAGGAGUGCUACAUCGCCGACGCGACGGUGAACACGGCGCUCUACGCGAACAAGUCGGAAAAUCUGAAUCUGAUUUAUCCGCACGGCGCCACGAUGAAUGUGAAUAAGCCCAGCUCGGUGGCGUUCACCAGUGGCAGCGCAACGUUUCCGGUUGAUAGGCCGUUGGGGGCCGUAUAUUACAAUCAGAAUGGCGGCGGCAGACUGGUCGCGGUCGGCUCCGGCCACAUGUUCAUCGACAAGUACAUCGACCAAGAGAAGAACGAUAAAUUCAGGGAGUUACUCUUCGAGUUCCUAAUGAGGACCGACGCAGACGUCCGGAUGUCCACGAUGGAUCAUGAUGAUCUAGACGCUUUGGAUCAUCACAUUGUACCGGAUACAGGGGAACUUGCCAAUCGGCCAAAACUUUGUCUAACUGAUGCGAUAACUCAUUCGGUAUCUUUGGAUUACAACAAGUUGUUUGAUCAUAAAACGUAUUCCAUGAAUACGAAUUUGGUUCCGGAUGCUUUGAAACUCUUCGAACGAUUAGGUGUGAAACAUCAACCGCUGAAAGUGAUAAGUCCGAACUUUGAAGCACCACUGCCGCCAUUACAAGCCGCCGUGUUCCCACCAUCGUUCCGGGAAUUACCACCGCCGCCGCUCGAGCUCUUCGAUUUGGACGAGGCGUUCAGCUCGGUGUUCUCGAAACUCGCGCAAUUUACCAAUAAAUAUUUGAUGUCAUCCGCCCAGCAGCAUCCGGGCAGUAUUGGCGGUGCACCGCCAACGGAGAAAGAACUCGACUUCUACAUAAAAGAAUGCUCGAACAUUGUGCGUCUCGAUGGGGAUUACUCUGACCCCAAGCAGAUUUUAUACACACUGGGUGUACACUGCGCGCAAUUCAAGAGCAUCGACACCAUCAAAUAGAUUUACAUAUUUGCAAAAAAAGGGGCACAAAGUUUAAUAUUUCCAAGUCAACCGGAACGAGCACGGCAGUUGGUUGCACUUUGCACUUGUUACGUUAAAGUCGACAAGGACAAGUUCUUACGAAUUAUUUGUAUUUGAAUGGCGUAAUAAUAGAAAAGAGGUGACGGCAUAAA
Dalotia coriaria is the source of this 1563-nucleotide messenger RNA. RefSeq names its product intraflagellar transport 52 (gene IFT52). The transcript has 8 exons. The record is from RefSeq and is a predicted model, not a curated record. Lineage: Eukaryota; Metazoa; Arthropoda; Insecta; Coleoptera; Staphylinidae. Gene Ontology annotation, cellular component: intraciliary transport particle B; centriole; cilium. Bases 98 to 1390 code for a protein of 430 amino acids. Gene Ontology annotation, biological process: cilium assembly; intraciliary transport.